GUCCACGGCCACAUUUAAAGGAAGAUCAUCCAAAUACACUAUGGUCUACGGAUUCUUGACCACGGUCCUGCUUGUGCUGGUACUUAACGACUCGGGGACUCAGGGAAUACCGACUAAAGUCUGCACCUCUUCAUCUCGAUCCUCUUCCAACGGAAUAUGUGGAGGCGCUUUGUAUGACGCGAUACACGCCGUCUGUGACAUCUAUUACCCUAGAAACCGGAGAGACGUCAUGGCAGAUUCAGUUGACCCAUUAGCGGAUAUCACACUCUCAAAACCGAACGCCUUGUCGUAUUUGACCAAGAGAGAGCACAGUGUCUCGAACGUGGUAUGUGAGUGUUGUCUAAACCAAUGCAGUCUCAGGGAGAUGUUGGAUUACUGCCCAACAAUUCGCGGCAAAUAAAGACAGAAGUUCUUAGUACUAAUUACUUCCAAGACAAUCUUUAUUUCUGUUAAAUAAAUGAUAGCACCAUAAGGACCAAGCUUAGUUAAGUCAUUUGACAACACUAUUAAUAUGACAUUUUUUGUGCUUAUUAGCUUCUUAGUCAAGGAAGCGAUGUAGAUUAGAUUAGAUUAUCUGAAUAUUUCGAAGACAAUGUCUUUUAUGUAAAAAAAGAAAAAAAAAUUAUGACCGGACUUAAUUUGUACAUUUAAUUCAAGUUUAACACUGCUUCCAGGCUUCACAAUUUUUACUAGUAUAUUUCUAUUUGGUUUGAUGUACAUCUUUUACUAGGAAAUUAAGGGAGUGUAUGGAUUACAUUUUUUAAAUAGAAACUUAUGUUAAAACUGAAACAAAUUAUAUCUACAUCUAAAUAUAGUAACAUUAACUCAUUCUGUUCAGUUUUAGUGUAAACCUCAAGGUCAAUAAAAUAUUUAUUGAAGCUGC
Molecule: messenger RNA, 883 nt
Organism: Biomphalaria glabrata
Lineage: Eukaryota; Metazoa; Mollusca; Gastropoda; Planorbidae
Product: molluscan insulin-related peptide 3-like
Exons: 2
Coding region: 41-400 (119 amino acids)
Cellular component (GO): extracellular region
Molecular function (GO): hormone activity
Source: RefSeq, a predicted model, not a curated record